Molecule: messenger RNA, 4086 nt
Organism: Nipponia nippon (crested ibis)
Lineage: Eukaryota; Metazoa; Chordata; Aves; Pelecaniformes; Threskiornithidae
Source: RefSeq, a predicted model, not a curated record
AUGGGCCUGAAGGGGGAGAAGACAUGGGAAGGUCCUAAGAUUCGACUUUGUCCGGGUGUUGAUGGGAUAAAAUAUGGCCUUGAACAACCUUUUGAAGCAAUAGCAGUGAGGGGACUGCCAUCUAUACAGUACCUUGGAUAUAUAACUCAGAACAUGCUGAAACAGCUGGGAAAGAGAAACGUGAAGCGCAACGGGAGCAGGAGCUGUUUGAACAGGAGCCGGUUUGGUUCCCGGGAGAGGGACUGGCUGAAGGCGGACGCCGGGCGAGGCUGCGUCUAUGUUUAUGGAAGAGAUUCUGCAGCUGCUGCGUCUUCAGACUUGCGCUUGGUCCUCUGCACGGUGGACACCCCGGCGUCUGAGAUAUGCGAUGGAGAAGGGAGGAAGAACCUCUUUUUGCAACUUCACGGAGACCUGGUGAGGAGGCUGGAGCCCACAGAAAAACCCCUUCAGAUUGUGUAUGACUACUUGGCUGGGUUGGGUUUUGAUGAUCCUGUCAGAAUGCAGGAAGAGGCAGCAAACUCUGAUCUCAGCUGCAUGAUUCGCUUUUACAGUGAAAAGCCAUGUCAAGUGGAACAGUUAGAUCGCAUCCUGCUCUCUGGAGUGUAUAACGUACGCAAAGGAAAGACCCAGUUGCACAAGUGGGCAGAGCGCUUGGUAAUUCUCUGUGGUACGUGCCUCAUUGUGUCCUCUGUGAAAGACAGCCACACAGGGAAGAUGCACAUCCUGCCUCUCGUUGGAGGGAAGGUGGAAGAGAUGAAACGUCGGCAGUACACGCUUGCUUUCACAUCUGCUGGAGCACAAGCUCAAACAUACCAUGUUUCCUUUGAAACGCUGGCGGAGUGCCAGCGGUGGCACCGACAGGCAUCCACGGUUGUGUCUAUGCGACUUAGCAUGGUUGAUCUUUCAUGCUACAGCCUUGAGGAAGUACCGGAGCACCUCUUCUACAGUCAAGACAUCAUCUACCUCAACCUACGACACAAUUUUAUGAGAUCAAGUGGAGCAGGGAGUCUUGACUCUCUUUGCAGGUUUUCUCAGUUGAAGAGCCUGAACCUGUCUCAUAAUAGACUGGGAGAGUUUCCUGUGUCGCUGUGCGAGAUCGCUACUCUGACAGAGCUUAAUAUUUCCUGUAAUGGACUUCGUUACUUGCCAAGCCAGAUUGGCAAACUGUUGAAUCUCCAGACCUUCUGGCUUGAUGGGAAUUUCCUCACGUCCUUACCAGAAGAACUGGGAAGCCUGCAACAGCUCAGCUGUCUUGGGCUUUCCUUCAAUAACUUCUGUGAACUGCCAGCAAUUUGUGAGAAACUCGUCACCCUAGACAAACUAGCCCUGGCAGGGAACUUGCUGGAGACCCUGGACCUUGCAGUGCUGAACCGUAUGAGUCACAUCAAAAGUGUGGACCUGAGGCUGAACAACCUGAAGAGAGCAACAGGUGACACUCUGGAGGGGAACAAAUCUGUGACUUACAUGGAUUUACGAGACAAUCAGAUGACACAUCUGGAUCUGAGUUCCUUGGGCAGCCUGGAGCAGCUGCACUGCGAGCGGAAUAAGCUGAAAGAGUUGAUGCUGAGUGGCUUCUCUCUUCGGGCCCUCUAUGCCAACAGCAACUGUCUGACAGCUGUCAAUAUUUACCCGGUUCCUGGUCAACUGACAUGUCUAGAACUCUCUCACAAUCAACUGCAGUGUGUCCCAGACUGGGCCUGUGAAGCAAAGAAACUGGAAGUUUUGGAUGUGAGCUACAACCUCCUUGUGGAGCUUCCAUCGAGGAUCCUCAGCAGCUUGAGCCUUCGGAAGUUGAUGGUGGGGCACAAUCGUCUGCAGAGCCUUCCACCUCUUCUAGAACACAUUCCACUGGAGGUGCUGGACCUUCAGCACAACCUGUUGACGAAACUCCCGGAAUCGCUCUUUGUCAAGGCUCUGAACCUCAGGUACCUGAAUGCAUCUGCAAACAGCCUGGAGUCCUUGCCUUCUGCAUGUACAGGAGAGGAGAGUCUGAGCGUGCUGCAGCUGCUUUACUUGACCAAUAAUAACCUCACAGAUCAAUGCAUCCCUGUCUUGGUGGGACACCCAAGCCUACGGAUCCUGCACCUGGCAAACAACAACCUACAGACUUUCCCUGCAAGCAAACUCAGUAAGCUGGAGCACUUGGAAGAGCUGAAUCUGAGUGGCAACAAACUGAAAACAAUUCCCACAACAGUGGCAAACUGCAAGCUACUUCAUACACUUAUUGCACACUCUAAUGAAAUCAGCAUCUUUCCAGAGAUCCUGCAUUUGCCCCAUAUUCAGUUUGUGGACUUGAGCUGCAAUGAGUUAACUGAAAUCCUAAUCCCUGAGGCACUGCCAGGUGCCUUGCAAGAGUUGGACCUGACUGGAAACACAAACCUGGUGCUAGAACAUAAGACACUGGACAUCUUCAGUCACAUUACCACACUGAAGAUCGAUGCUAAGCCCUCCCUCACGGCAGACUCAGCACUCACUUCUACUUUCUGGAGUCACGGAGUAGCUGAGAUGGCAGGCCAAAGAAAUAAGCUGUGUGUGUCAUCUCUGGCACUGGGAAGCUUUGCAGAGGGGCUGGAGGCUGUGUAUGGCAUGUUUGAUGGUGACAAGAACGAGGAGCUGCCACGCUUGCUGCAGUGCACCAUGGCCGAUGUGCUCCUGGAGGAGGUACAGCAGUCAGACACCAUGUUCAUGUCCAACACCUUCUUGGUCUCCCACAGGAAGCUGGGCAUGGCUGGGCAGAAGCUGGGUUCCUCUGCUGUCCUUUGCUAUAUUCGUCAUGAUGUGGCCGAUCCAGCCAGCAACUUUUCUCUGACGGUGGCCAAUGUGGGGACGUGCCAAGCCAUUCUGUGCCGAAGUGGAAAACCACUGCCUCUCUGCAAAGUCUUCAGCCUUGAACAAUGUGCAGAAGAAGCCAAGAGAGUCAAGGAGCAAAAAGCCAUUAUAACAGAGGACAAUAAGGUCAACGGUGUGACUUGCUGUACUCGGAUGCUGGGCUGCACGUACUUGCAUCCUUGGAUCCUGCCCAAACCACAUGUCAAUUCCAUUCCACUGACUGUACAAGAUGAGCUGCUACUUCUAGGGAACAAAGCUCUCUGGGAACACCUUUCUUACACAGAGGCUGUCUCAGCUGUGCGCCACCUACAUGACCCGCUAGCUGCUGCGAAGAAACUCUGCACUUUAGCCCAAAGCUAUGGUUGCCAAGACAACGUAGGUGCGAUGGUGGUGUGUCUGAACAUCAGUGAGGACAGCUGCACCUGUGAGAUGCAUGGCCUCACGCUGCCAGGUCCUGGGGGACUUAGUUCCACCACCAAGCCAGCAACACCUUCAUCUAGCAGCGGAAUUGCUUCAGAGUUCAGCAGUGAACUGUCUGCUUCUGAGGUUAGCAGUGAGGUGGGCUCUACUGCUUCAGAUGAACACAAUGCCGUUGGUCUUGAUGGCAGUUUGCUACCACGACAAGAGCGACGGUGCAGCCUACAUCCUGUGCCCCCCUCAGGCAUCUUUCAGCGCCAACCUUCCAGUGCCACCUUCUCUAGCAACCAGUCUGACAACGGUCUGGAUAGUGAUGAUGAGCAGCCUGUGGAAGGUGUGAUGACAAAUGGCAGUAAAGUGGAGGUAGAGGUGGACAUCCACUGCUGUAGAGGAGAGGGCCUUGAGGAGUUUGAACCUCCUGCUGCGGAGCACAGCUCCUCUGCUCCAGGCCCAGAGGAUGACUCUGGGCUUGUCCUCGUCAUUCGGAGACAGAACAGUGUAAACAGCAACACUGUGCAGAAAGGGGUCAAGGAAAAGUGUGAACUGCAAAAAUCUCUUUCCACAUGCUGUCUCUAUGGAAAGAAGCUUUCCAAUGGCUCCAUAGUGCCCUUGGAGGAGAGCCUCAACCUCAUCGAAGUAGCCACAGAGGCACCCAAGAAAAAGACAGGCUAUUUUGCUGCUCCAUCCCAGAUGGAGCCAGAGGAUCAAUUUGUUGUGCCACCUGAUCUGGAGGAGGAAGUGAAGGAACAAAUGAAGCAGCACCAGGAGCAUGGAACAGAUCAGGAAAAGAAAGAGGAACAUGCAGCAGCUCUGCCAGAGGAGUUUGACACAGCUUUGUAA